AUGGACCCAACUACGGAAAAAGGUGAGGAUGUGACUUAUGCUAGGAUGUGCAUUGAGAUACACCCGAGAUUAAUUCUUCCACACCAGAUGACGGUAACAGACAGAAAAUGUGAACUCACAAUUAUGAGAAUCUCAUAUGAGUGGAGGCCGAGUAGAUGCUUUGACUGUAAUACAUUCAAACAUCUCUAUUACAAGUGCCCGAAAAUGAUUGAAGAAGAAAGGAAGAAGAAGAUUGAGAAAGAGACGGAGACAGAAAAGAAACAGAAAGAAGAACAAGAAAUGUUGGAAAAGGAAAAGGUGGAGAAUGCAAGGCAGAAAAAUGUUACUAAAGAAUCAUGGAAGGAAGAUAGAGUGGUAAGAGAUUUAGAAUCAAAUACUGAGAAUGAAGAGGUAACAAAGAAACUUGAACCGAAAGAAAGAAUCAAUACCGAAGAGGUUGUGGAAAGGGAAAGCGUGGGAGUAAGCAAGAAAGGGGAAGUGGGUAAAGGAAAUGGGAAAGAUAAAGAAGAGACAGUUGAAUCGGUUGAAACUAUGCAAUCUCCAAUUUAA
Molecule: messenger RNA, 549 nt
Organism: Impatiens glandulifera
Lineage: Eukaryota; Viridiplantae; Streptophyta; Magnoliopsida; Ericales; Balsaminaceae
Product: beta-mannosyltransferase 2-like
Exons: 2
Coding region: 1-549 (182 amino acids)
Source: RefSeq, a predicted model, not a curated record